AGAAAUUGUCGGGAGUCAGUCGAUGAGGAGUGCAUAUCGACCUGGACGCAUUGGUCGCGUUUGGCCUCCACCACAAGAUGAGAACCAGCCACCGCCUUCCGAAUUCCGACCAAAUAAGGCUGCAGACGAUACUGCUUGGAUACAUGAUGUACAUCAUUUUUUUAAAAUAAACGAGUCUUCAUUUGAAGGAUUUAGAAAACGAGUAGAAAUCAACGUAACUGAUUUUAGGUUUCACGAACAACUAGACAAAAUUACGGUUGAGAAAGUUACUACAUGGAAUAUUACUCAUCAAAUGAAGGAGCCAAGAGUUUGGCCACCACCUGAAGUUGAAAUAGGAGCCCGUGAACUUUCUGGUUCACGACUUCCAGCCGUUCAAUGGCCGCCCCCUGAGUUUGAACAACAAAUGCAACAAGAAAUUGAAGUGCUUCAGACAAAACUUCCAAUAAGACCGCAUCAACGCAAGUGGCCUCCAGCACCGCCCCAGUAUCAAGGUAAAAUUCCCAUAGGAAUAGGAAAAAUUUAUGUAAAGAAAUCGAUUUUCAUGAAAUCGAGCUUGAUAUUAAAAUUUCGGUAA
This is a messenger RNA of Dracunculus medinensis (Guinea worm), 574 nucleotides long. NCBI's taxonomy places the organism in Eukaryota, Metazoa, Nematoda, Chromadorea, Rhabditida, Dracunculidae. The record is from the annotation of a GenBank genome assembly.